CAUUUGAUAUUAAAAUUGUAUAAGUCGAGACGAAUCUAACAAGUCAACACAUGACUAUAUUUAUAAAAUAUAAACUGUCAAAAUGAAAUACAUGCAUAAUGUAAAAGUCAAACCUGUUGCAAUUAUUAAAAAAUGGAGGAAGUACUUUACAAUUUAAUUGAUUUAAAUAAAAUAAGAGGUAAGUAGGGUGAUGAGAGCAUUAAAAAAUUGUAAAGAAAUAUAGUUUAAUAAUUUAUAGAAAAAUAAGUAAUAGUGGUAUGGGUGCAUGAGACCAUGAGAUGAGAAAAAUAUAAUACUCCAUCCGUCUCUUUAUUAAAUCCCUUUUCUUUUUUAUUAUUUAUUAUGUGAGUAAUCAAUGUUAGAAAGGGGACUCUAAUAACGGGACGGAGGGAGUAUUAGAAAAAAUAGAUUUCUUCACUAUUUGACAUUUUAUGUUAAAAAGACCGUUAAAUGUAACGUUUUGAAUAAAUUUAUUCGACUUUUAUGCCCAAAACAUGCUAUUAUUAUCGAGAAUGCUUUAUAUUACAUGUUUCACGCAAACUGAGUUAUUUUUCCGCACGCAAAAUGAUGCAAUUUCAAUUAUUUCUUGUAAAUUUGACAUUAAAUCGGUUCUUUUGGACAAAAAUGAUCCCUGAAAUUCUAAAGAGCAUUUUUUUUGCACGAAAUUUGAAGAAUUAUUUUUAAAUGUUAGGUUUAACGUAUUUCUUGUCAAAUGGUGAAAUUUUUUUUUGUUGGUAUUAUAAAAUAAUUUUUCUUAGGGAGGUAAUUUCAACAAAUGGGUUUUUGUAAAUUUUUCUAAAAUAAAUCAAAAAAGAAUCUUUCUAUCAAACUUACGAUCAUCGUUGAAUAAAUCUUGUCGUUUUUCAAUAAAAUUAACGUAAGUUCAGCUAAUACAAGAUUUAUUGUAAAAAUUCAUAAAGGGGGUAAACAACCUAAAGUUAUGUGUUUGUGUAAAUAAUAAACAAUUUUCAUGAAAAUCAUUAGAAAAAUACUGAGAAAGUAUUAAAAUUCCUCAAUUAUACUUGUAUCUUAUUUAAUGGAUCUUGCUAGAUGUGUCUUUAAAAGUUGUAAAUGAAACUGCUAAUUGUAUUAGUAGUGAUUUUAUCAUGCUCAUUUUAUAGAAGAUUGUAUUAUUUGAGGAAACACUUUUUUUCUUGUUUACCGUUUUUGGAUUUUUUUUCUUCUAAAAAAUAGAAACCUAAAAACGAUAUAAAACAAGCCCUCAAUUAAUACAAUCAACAGUUUUAUAAAGCCACUAAUUUGAAUCUUUUUGGCUAAGGUAGUGUUUAAUAAAUCUUCUAUAAAAUGAGUAUGAUAAAAUCACUAUAAGUACAAUUAACAAUUUUAUUUACAACUUUUAAAGACACAUCUAGCAAUCCUAUUUGCUUAGGGUUUGGCUUCUACAUCCAUCUUCCUCAAAUUCUCAUUUUUCAGGUAAUAAAAAUCCUAAUUUCUUCAUUUCCCGAGUUAAAGUUGCAAUCAGUGAGUUAAUAUUUUGAUUCCCCUAUAUAAUUUGAUUAAAAAAUUGGAUUUUUUUUGUUAGAAACUACCUAAUAAAAUCAUGAUCUUGUGAGAAGUUACGUAAUAAAAGGUUGUAAAAGACGGAAUAACUCAGGUUUGAUUUCCACCAUUGAUCUAAUUUUCUUAUAUUAACCCACCUCAAAACACCCCUAAAACCACCAUGAGGGUUGUAGUAAGACUUUUUUUGGGAUUGUUGGGGGAUAUUUUGAGUUAGUUGGUAUUGGGAUUCGAGAUGAUGGUUUUUGAGGUAAGAGAGGGUGAUUUUGAUGUUGGAGGGUGGUUUCGGCGUGAUGGAGGCAAUUUCAUGGGAUGAAAGAGGUGGUUUCAGGAGAUGUUUUGAGGUGGGUUAAUCCGUUAAUGCAUGAAAAUUUGUUCAACGUGGAAAUCCGGCCAUAUGUAGUAUUUUACAAUAUUUAUCUCUGGUAAUUUCUUACCAUUUUUUAUUUUUUAUUUUAAAUUUUUUUACUGGGUACUUUCUCACAAAAUCUGUAUUUUAUUAGGUAACUUUUGACUAGAGAAUCCAAAAAAGUUUUAAUUUUGCAAUUUCAUUGAUGUUUUUGUAUUAAUUUCUGCAUUAGGUGAACAUUAACAUGGAGAGGAGAGUUGAUUUGGAGAAGAAUUUAGAUAGAAUUUCUGAUUUGCCAAAACCAAUUAGAAGGCAUAUACUUUCAUUUUUGCCAGCUGAUGCUGCUAUUAGAUCUAGCAUUUUAUCGAGCAGUUGGCAGGGGUUGUGGACUGAACUUCCAAAAUUAAAAUUGAGUGAAUAUCAACUAAAAUUUCAAUUUCAUAGGACACUUAUGGUUAAAAAAUUGCCUAAAGGUAUGAAUGACGGUGCUAGAGUGAAGAGAGAGGCAAUUCUUAGGGAGAGGGAGGCGUUUUAUGGGUUUCUUGAUCGGGCUCUUGAGUCGAGUUCGGAUUUCAAGAAGCUUGAUCUUUAUGUUUUUUACUACGGGUUGGAGUUGGAGUCUCACUUGGAUCAUUGGCUAGAAUGUGUUGUUAGGCGUCGUAUUAAAGUAUUGAAAUUGCACUUUAGUUCCCGGAAAAAACCCAGAUAUUGUUUGCCUAAGAUUGUAUUUGGUGCUAAUUCAUCACAAAAUUGCACUUGCAAAAAUGUGAGUUGAAUUCGUCUCGUUUUGUGGAUGCUCAAUUACCUUCCUUACGAGAGAUAGACCUUGAAUAUGUUUAUAUGGAUGAUGGAGUUAUUGGAAGCCUAGCUGCUGUUUGUCCUAAUCUCGAGGUUUUGGAUGUCAUAAGUUGUCGUGGGUUGACAAGAUUUGUAGUCUCUGGUCUCAAUAAGCUCGUAACUAUGGAAUUUGAGACAUCUGCUGAUGUAAUUGAUUUGAUUGAGAUUGAGGCUCCUAAUCUGUUGGAGUUCUUCUAUGUGAAUGAUCGCGAUUUUGAUGCUCAGACAUGUGCAAUCAAGGUGCUAGCCUGUCCAAAGAUGAGACGACUGAGAUUACAUGGUGCUCAAUUGGGUGAUGCUGUUUUUAAACAGAUCUUGAAAAUCUCUUUGUCCUUGAAAAAUUGGUAUUAUAUCGCUGCAAUGGGUUAGAACAUGUUUCUGUUUCAAAUCAAAAUCUUGUCCAUGUCGAGUUUUCCUUCUGUAGACGCGUUAAAAUGGUUGAAAUUGAUGCUCCUAAUCUAAAUUCCUUUCAUUAUUCGAAUGGUUAGCUUAUGACUAUUAAAUCCAAGGGUUGUGCUCUCAAGUUAACCGAAGCAAGCAUUUACGUACAACCAAACAUCAGAGUUGACAACUGGUAUGUUCGUUUCAUCAAGUUUCUUGCAAAGCUUCGUCACUGUGAAAAGUUACAACUUAUUGUUGGUUCUGGAGAGGGAUUUCUGAUCCCUGGAUCAGUGAAGAUGGAAUCCUGCCCUCCCCUGCAUGGAGUCAAAAAUUUGGUGGUGCAGCUUCAUUCAUCAUUACUUAAGUAUGCUCAAGUCGAACUUGUUCAGGCUCUUCUUUGGCUUGCACCAUGCCUAGAGUCUCUAUCUAUCAAUAACGACUCUAAUCCGUACUGCAAGUUUCUUAAGUUCACAUACGAGAAACCAGUGGAAGGCAAGAACUGUGGUUGCUGGAAGCAUGCCCUUACUGAAGUAUCCCUUGAGAAUCGGAGUGGAGACGAAGACGAUACAAAACUAGCAACUUUCUUUUCUAAGGUGAGGGUUGAUGGGAAAACGGUAUGUUUUGUCAAGAAUGUGAGGCCUGGAUGGUAUCGAAGAUAAUGCUGGGCUUAGGUUUCCCCCGUAUUUUCCUGAAUAUAUAAAUGGGGAAGAUGCUUGGAUAUAGUUGGAUCAGAUGGGAAGCAUUUUGGACCAAAGUUUCAGAUCAUGUAUUAUGAGCUUCACUUCUAUUGGUGUGUUUGUAUUUCCUUGGCUUUAUGAGGUUUCCUUAAACAAGUAUUUCUUUUAUUUUUUCCUUUUUUUUGGAACGACUAAGGCUUUGUUGUUGUUGUUGUUUUGGAACGUUGGGUAGACAUUAGACGAUUCCAUCUUUUUAUUUGAUGUAGGGCUUAUGAAGGAUUUGUUGUUUAAGGCUCAUGAACUUACAGCCAACUGUCCGAAUUCUUAAAUGUUGUUGAAACUGUAUCAUAUUUAGAAUCAUGCAGAGAAGCUGAGAAAGUUUCAAACUAUU
Molecule: messenger RNA, 4153 nt
Organism: Chenopodium quinoa (quinoa)
Lineage: Eukaryota; Viridiplantae; Streptophyta; Magnoliopsida; Caryophyllales; Amaranthaceae
Exons: 3
Coding region: 3196-3744 (182 amino acids)
Source: RefSeq, a predicted model, not a curated record